Molecule: messenger RNA, 2113 nt
Organism: Onychostoma macrolepis
Lineage: Eukaryota; Metazoa; Chordata; Actinopteri; Cypriniformes; Cyprinidae
Exons: 2
Coding region: 308-2107 (599 amino acids)
Source: RefSeq, a predicted model, not a curated record
AAAAAAAACACUGAUAGAGAAAAGUUGUUCAUCCAUGUUGUUCUCCUGUUUAAGCUUGCUGAACUUUUAUAACAAUUCCAGAUUUAAGCUAUAACUUAAACUAUAUAUUCCCAGCGUGUUUGACCGCACGUAUGCAUAUGUAUGCAAAUUCUAACUACAAGUAAACAACAACAACAACGACCAAAAUGUGUACGGUGUGAGUGCUGCACUAGUGGAAUAAAGGACAAAAUCAAGUUCCAAGUUAAUGUUAUCAUUUCAUGGGUAACAUUAAAGUCAAACACGAGGAAGAAAGAAAAUUAAUAACAACAUGGAUCAAGAAACAGAAGAAAUUUCUACGCUAGAUCAACAACAAAGGGGUCUCAAGCGUCAACGUGGAGGUGCAAAGGCUGCUGUGACAUGCUUGAUGACACAGAUUACAACCGCUAUGAACUGUAAUCAGCCCAAAGAGGUAGAGAUGAAACUUGCUGCUUUGGAUGAGGCUGUUAGGCGGUUUCAUGAGAUUCAUGACAUGCACCAUAAAACAUUAGAAGAUGAUGAUGACCUUGAUGCUUCUAAGGGCUAUUUAACGUCAGUCCUGCGGGAUGUGCAAGACUUGCAGCACACAGUUUUAAGCUGGCUUGACGAUUUUAAGCCAUCAAUGGAAUCGUCUGAUGCAUCAAACUUCCAAGAGGAACAAAAAAUGCUUGAUGAAGCUGGUAAACCGCAAAUGUCUCCUGUAGACCAACUAUCUACGCAGUUUCAAGAGCUACAGAAUCUAAGACAGAAAGAAAAUAAAGAGUUCUCUGUGCUUUUAGCUCAACAAGAAGAUCGUCUGCGUGCAGAGUUUAAACUACAACUUCAGCGAGCUGAAUUUGAAAUGGAUGGACUAAAAGGCUUACUGGAACUCAAAGACGCUGAGAUGGAGGAAAAUCGACAGAAGGCUGAAUUAACGACAAUAAACAAAAAUUUCUCAACUCCUGUCUCAGGUAACCCAUCCCUUAACUUUCGUCCAUCACUCUCUGCAGUAAAUGAGAAUUCUUUAUGUCAACUACUAGAGCUGUCAAGGCAACAGUAUCAGUCACACAUUGAUUCCAUGCACUUACCACCUGUUGACAUCAUCAAGUUCGAUGGAGAACCCUUAAAGUACUGGCAGUUCAUGAGAUUGUUCUGCUCUGUGAUUGAUAAAGAGACAGUGCCAGAUCAAGAGAAACUCACUCGACUGCAUCAGUACACUGUCGGCCAAGCUAGAGAUGCUAUCUCACACUGCUUGUACAACCCCAACUUUAGCCUGGGUUAUGCAGAAGCCAUGGAUAUUCUGAAAAGACGUUUUGGCAAUCCAUAUGCAAUAUCACAAGCAUGGGUCGACAAGGUGCUCAAUCACAAAGACAUUAAAGACAACAAGCAGUUGCAAAGUUUUGCAGACAUUCUGUGCAGCUGCAGAGACACUUUAAAGGCAAUGAAGUGCGAGGAAGAGCUGAAUGGUGGACGCACUUUGCUACAAAUUGUAGAAAAGCUACCUGAAGACAUAAAGAAAAGAUGGCUCAUAAUAAACUACGAGAUCAUCAAGUCUGGCCGUUUGCCGAAGUUGGAUGACAUAGUCAGUCUUGUUGAAUCUGAAGCUGCUAAGAGAGCUGAUCCUAUCUUCGGGAAUCUUCUUACUCAUGCCAGUCGAAAUUCUCCAGCGAGUUCUAAAUCAAAUGCUAAGUCAAGUUUUAAUAAGAAAAAGCAGACGUUCGCAACAGUGUCAGUUACUAAUGAAUCCACUACAUCGUCCACACCAAAGACAACAUCAGGAUUUAAGUGUCCAAAGUGCACUGACAGACACUUUCUGAACCAGUGUCAAUCCUUUAGAGCUCUGUCUGUUCAGGAGCGCUUCGCCUUUGUUCAACAAAAGCAACUCUGCCUGAACUGUUUCAUGAAAGGUCAUCACAGCACAGUCUGUACUCGCAGCUGGGUAUGUAAGGUGCCUGGAUGUGGGAAAAGGCACAACAGUUGGCUGCACUCUGCUAUUGUAGCUUCUAAUAACGACAAAAGCCAAUCUACUAAUCAAGCUACUGAAGAUGAGCCAGCCGUUGACCCGCCACAAGCCAUUCAAGCACAUGCCACCAGAAAAUGCAUAAUGCAUUGAAGUCAG